AUGCAAGAGGAACUCAAUGAAUUCGAAAGAAACAAAGUUUGGCACCUUGAGCCAAAGCCUAAGGGAAAGAAAGUUAUUGGGAUGAAAUGGGUGUUCAGGAACAAGCUUGAUGAACAUGGCACCAUAGUAAGGAACAAGGCUAAAUUGGUUGUGAAGGGCUACAACCAACAGGAAGGUAUUGAUUUCGAUGAAACCUUUGCUCCUGUAGCUAGAUUAGAAGCUAUUAGAAUCCUAGUUUUUGUUGAACAACCUCCAGGUUUCGAAAAUCUAAAAUUUCUGAAUCAUGUUUUUAAGCUUGAUAAAGCUCUCUAUGGGCUUAAAAAAGCUCCAAGAGCCUGGUAUGAAAGGCUUUCAAAGUUCCUACUAAAAAAUGAUUUCAAAAGAGGAAAAGUAGACAAAACUCUUUUUCUUAAAUCUCGAGGAACUGAUUUGUUAGUUAUAUAG
Molecule: messenger RNA, 444 nt
Organism: Chenopodium quinoa (quinoa)
Lineage: Eukaryota; Viridiplantae; Streptophyta; Magnoliopsida; Caryophyllales; Amaranthaceae
Exons: 2
Coding region: 1-444 (147 amino acids)
Source: RefSeq, a predicted model, not a curated record